This is a messenger RNA of Fusarium musae, 327 nucleotides long. RefSeq lists its product as uncharacterized. Bases 1 to 327 code for a protein of 108 amino acids. The transcript is spliced from 4 exons. The record is from RefSeq and is a predicted model, not a curated record. Lineage: Eukaryota; Fungi; Ascomycota; Sordariomycetes; Hypocreales; Nectriaceae.
AUGUUUGCCAAGAUCUUCAGCGCUUUCCUGCUCGUCACUGCCGUAACGGCGAAGCUUCACGAUAACUGUGCCUGCCAUAACGGAGACAGUUACAACUGGCGAUUGACUGCCGCUGCCUGCAAAGAGUACAACGAUCAAGACUACGAGUGGGGAAGUGCUGCCUACAAUGAGAUAUCUGGUCGUUGUACUCAAGCUACUACCGGAGACAAGAUCGCUGGUGAUCAGUGGGAGGAUGCCUGCAGAAAGAUCGCCGAGCAGGGCUACGACUGCGCAGAUGGAGAGGGGAAGUGCUACGCCAACCCCAAGAAGGUCCGCGGCAGAUGUUAA